This is a messenger RNA of Microdochium trichocladiopsis, 905 nucleotides long. RefSeq lists its product as uncharacterized. The coding region runs from base 212 to 778 and encodes 188 amino acids. The record is from RefSeq and is a predicted model, not a curated record. Lineage: Eukaryota; Fungi; Ascomycota; Sordariomycetes; Xylariales; Microdochiaceae. The transcript is spliced from 3 exons.
GUUGGAAUUGAAUAUGCUUUCAUGCAAACACGAUAUCUUCAAGUUGUUAUUCACCGUGUAGUAUUUGGUAACAUCGGCUUGACAAUAAUGGCAUUAAAUCAUGACCACGUCCCCCAUCGCUCAAGCGUCAUUCUCUCUUUUGCGUUCUCAUCCGCAAAUGGGGUUCCUGAUAUGAUCUGCACAAUUACUGUCAGCGAAGCCAAGUUGCACAAUGAACACGUUAGCUACACUGCUGACAUGGGCCUGCGCCUCGUGGCGUAGGCAUCAAUACCCCACGUUUCUUACUAAAUCAUGGGGGGUUUCGAGUUUUGCUUCUAUGCCUGCAGAUGUCUAUCCUGAAGAUCACAAGGGCGAAGCGUGGGGGCCCUGGGGCCAAAGCUUGAAAGUACCCCCACGGUCUCCUCGUCAUUCGCCCUGUUACAUCUACGUCCAACCUGCGAUUGGGGGCUGUGGCAGACUGACUGCCAGGAAUCACGGUCAUCAGCUCAGCCGGGAAACGCUCAGCGAGGACGAGAAAUGCACAACGUAUGAGCACGCUCGUAAGCCCGCACGGCGCAGUGCAUACAUAUACGGUCGCACCAGAGGACAGCUGCCUGCUCGCCUCGUCCUGCUGCCGCCAUGCUGCAUGUCUUGUGAGCUGCACGUUGGCUCCUCCGACUGUGCAAAGGAUUAUGGCUCAAGACUGCUGCGAGCAUCUGUGAUCUCUACCAUCUCUGCAGAGCUAGGACUGCGACCAACUUUACUAUCCCUCGCUUUGGAGAUCUUGACGGCACAAUGAUCACAUCCCACAGGUGCCAGAAUCGUCGGCAUACAACGCACACAUCUGCAUGCAAGAAACAUGUGAUUGCGAGGUACUUGCCCUACUGCUGCCGCCUGGAUCGUUUCGUCGCCAGUUUCGACCGAAU